Molecule: messenger RNA, 3397 nt
Organism: Doryrhamphus excisus (bluestripe pipefish)
Lineage: Eukaryota; Metazoa; Chordata; Actinopteri; Syngnathiformes; Syngnathidae
Gene: adam17a
Product: ADAM metallopeptidase domain 17a
Biological process (GO): membrane protein ectodomain proteolysis; Notch signaling pathway
Cellular component (GO): plasma membrane
Molecular function (GO): metalloendopeptidase activity
Source: RefSeq, a predicted model, not a curated record
ACAGGAUGAUAAAUGCAUUUUCCGAAUAACUGCUGAAAGCGGAAGUCGUCGUAUUGUGGACUUCCGGGUUGUGCUGUUAGCUUAGCCUCCCUGACGAGCUGGCAAACUUUGUUACAAUGACGGCGACGUUGUAAUAUUUAUUGUUUCAUAAUGUGGAGUAUGUGGUUAUAUGUUUUUCUGCCUCAUUUUUGUUUCUCCGGAGCUAUUACGUCAAGCAUUACAAGGGAAGAAAACAGCGAAGCAAACGCCGAAAUUGAUGAGCUUCAUUCCAUUCUGUCAGAUUUUGAGGUUCUACCAGUUUCAGACCUCCAGUUGCACUCUGUGAGGAAGAGGGACGUGAACACCCCAUCCCACCUGGAGCGCCUGGUCAGCUUCAGAGCCUUGCAUAGAUAUUUCAAGCUGUACUUGACCACCAACACAGACAUUUUCACUAAGAACUUCCAAGCUGUGUUUGUUGACAAGCUUGGAAGGGAGGAGAACUAUGAUGUCCAGCGUCAGAACUAUUUCACAGGACAUGUUGUGGGUGAAGAGCACUCUCGUGUGCUGGCACACAUUGAUGGAGAUGAGUUUUCAGCUCGCAUUCUAACUGAUGACGCAGAGUACAAUGUGGAGCCCUUAUGGAGGUUUACAGACGCCCACGCUGAUGGCAGGCUGCUAGUGUAUCGCUCUGAAGACAUCAAGAAUUUGAGCCGCAUCGCCUCUCCAAAAGUGUGUGGUUACAUGCACACAGACACCAAAGACCUGCUGCCAGAGUCCACCAGGGCGGGUUGGGGCGAGCCUGAGGUGACAGACAAGAUUAACGAUUUCCACCACAGAGAAAAGCGUCAGGUACACAACCACAAGAAGAACACCUGCCCUCUGUUGCUGGUGGCAGAUUACCGUUUCUUUAAACACAUGGGGCGUGGACAAGAGAGCGUCACUCUCAACUAUCUGAUUGAGCUGAUCGAUCGCGUAGAUGACAUUUACCGAAACACAACAUGGGAUGAUGAGUUCAAAGGCUACGGGGUCCAAAUAAAUCAGAUGAUCAUCCACAAGGAGGCCACAAGACCCCCUCCUGGCCGUGCUGGUACUGGCUGGGUCCACUACAACAUGGAGAACAGUCCUGUGCGCGGGAAGGAGGUGUGGGAUGUCAAGAAACUUCUGGAGCAAUUCAGCUCAGACAUAGCUGAAAACGCCUCGACUGUGUGUCUGGCCCACCUCUUUACCUACCAAGACUUUGAUGAAGGCACCCUUGGGCUUGCCUAUGUGGCUCCCUCCAAACCUCAAGCACUGGGAGGUCUCUGCCCUAAACCAUAUUAUCCAUCCUUGUCCGCCAAGAAGCCCAGUUACCUCAACACCGGCUUGACCAGCACCAAGAAUUAUGGCAAAACUAUUUUAACAAAGGAGGCGGAUUUGGUGACCACUCAUGAGCUGGGUCAUAACUUUGGAGCAGAACAUGAUCCAGAUAACAUUCCAUACUGCGCUCCCAGUGAUGACCAUGGGGGCAAAUUUGUCAUGUACCCAAUUGCUGUGAGUGGAGACCAUGUCAACAACAAGCGUUUCUCCAACUGCAGCAAGAUCUCGAUUGGAAAGACGCUGCGCUACAAGGCUCCCUUGUGCUUUGAGGAGAGGAACAGCAAGGUGUGUGGGAACUCCCGAGUGGAAGAAGGGGAGGAGUGUGACCCAGGGUUGCUCCACCUCAAUAACGACCCUUGCUGCUCGCCCAGCUGCAAAUUCAAAUAUGGCUCAGAGUGCAGUGACAGAAACAGUCCAUGCUGCAACAAGUGCAGGUUUGAACAGGCAGGAACAAGGUGCCAAGAGUCCAUCAGUGCUACCUGUAAAGGCAUAUCCUCCUGCACUGGCAACAGCAGUCAAUGUCCACCGCCUGCAAAUGCUGCAGACAAUACGGUUUGCGUUGACAACGGCCGGUGUCGCAAUGGAGAGUGCUAUCCGUUCUGUGAGGCUGUACAGAACCUUCAGUCCUGUGCCUGCAAUGAAACCGAGGAUUCCUGCAAAGUCUGCUGCCGGGGGAAAAAUGGCACCUGCUCACCAUUCAUCUUGACCAAUGGCAGUUUCCUCUUCCUGCGUAAAGGGAAACCAUGCACUGUGGGCUUCUGUGUUGAGAAUGGAAAGUGCAUGAAGCAGGUACAGGAUGUGAUCGAGCGUCUCUGGGACUUUAUCGACAAACUGGACAUUAACACAUUCGGAAAGUUCCUGGCUGAUAACAUAGUGGGUUCUGUUGUCGUGUUCUCGCUCAUCUUCUGGAUUCCUCUUAGUAUCCUGGUUCACUGUGUGGACAAGAGACUCGACCAGCAGUAUGAAGAGAACACCAUGUCCCUCUACCGCCCUCUCAAUCAGACGGUGGAGGUUUGUAGUAGAGCGCCCGCUAUAGAAUCAAGAAAUCCUGAGCAACCUCGAGUCGGCAUCCAUGCGCAUCGUCAAGCCUCCUCCGCCUCCCUCCUCCUCCGUCACCCAGACCGGGCCCUCCCUCCAACCCCAGCAGCUGACCCAGGCUGCUGCCCCGCUCGUAUCCAACUCACAGACUCCCGGCCCCAACUACGUCCCCACGCCGGACAGCGACGGUGGGCUGCGGAUGGCCACCAUUCAGGAGGACAACAGCAGCGACUCUCACCCGGGAGAGGAGGUGGGCCAGGGCGACGACUUCCCAACCGCAGGAGCCUACUUAUCGGCUACGAGAUCCUCCUACGAGGAUCUGACCGAGCAGAGCCCAUCGGCCAGGGAAAGACGACACCUCAUGAGGCAGGAAUGCUUUGACGCCAAAGAGACAGAGUGCUGAGUUCAAUUCCAACAGUACCGCGAUGUGCGGAUGCUAUUCUGUCAAGAUGAACCACCUUAGAUUGAAGUGGCAUUUCCUGUUUUAUAGUGCUGAUGGCUAAAAAGUCCUCUGCCUGUGACCAGUACCUCAAAAACUAAUUCUAGACAGUAUUUGAACUCUCUGUUGCAAAGCUAGACAAAUUACUGCACUUUUUAAGCAUUACUGCUGAGUGUCAUAGUGUACACAUCACUGGAUGAUUGUCUUUCAUGCUUGCUUAUCCUACGUCACAGUUGGCUCAUUUAUAUUUAGUCAUGCUUUCCCGCCCUACAGAACACUGUUGUGCCUUUCCCAGACAGUUAAACAGUUAAUACCCCAGUGGGAAAAUUGAAGUGGACGUCCUGUUUUGAAACUGUGAGCUGUUUUUUUUUCAGUACAGUCAAAUCAUGUCUCACCACUGAUGCCUGCUGUUUAAGUAGUUUAGGUCAAGACGGUGAUGUGGUUAACAUGAACUGAAUGGAUGUGAAUUGUUACUCAGUGGAAAAAGUGGCAAAUGUUUUUGUGUUUUAAUGAAUGUCAAAAAUUAAGUCCCCUGCUUGCAUUACCCACACAUACGGUAAUAAACGAUUGUAUUGUGCACCUUCA